ACCCAUUUCCGAUUGUCAAUUUUAAAAAUACUAUGUCAAUAAUAUAUAUUUUCCUUUUUUAAAAAAAAUAAAUAUCAAAGGUAUAUGAUAAAUAAAAUAUAAUAAUGAUCUCGAAAAUGUCAAUCAGUUAUCACAGGAAAAAGAAUCAAUGCUGACUUUUAAUAAUUUUGCAAACUCAGGUUUUCAACAAUACAAUAAUUUUGAUUAUCAUAAUGAAUUUGAUUCCACCACCGGUAAUCAAGAUUUCUUAAAUAUAAUUCAAACUAAAAACUGUGAAACAGCUAUUAGCGAUAUUCCUCGACAAAUUAAAGGUAGCAUGGACAGGUCUUAUGAUGCAAAAGUAGUUAAGGAAGAUAAUGAGGCAGAUGAAGGUAAGUUGGAAAAUAAAAUUGAUAGCAAAUCAAAUACAACGUCCCUGAGUAACGCUGGGGUCAAACCUAAGCUAAUAUUAUUUACCACCUACGACCCUGACAACCCCGCAAAAAAAGAUUUUAAUAAGAAAAAAAAUCAACAAAAACCGAGAUACUCAUUACUGCCAACAAUAUUAGCCAACAAUUCGGAUAUUCCCAUGAUUGAAAUCCAAUAUCUAAAAUCCUUGGAUAAUAAUAAGCUUGUCCCGAAAGCAUCGAUUGAUGAAAUCAUGACAAAUAAAUCGGACGAAGAAAGUAAUAGAGACAUCCAUAACAUUCUAAACCACAAUUCGGACUUAGGCAACCCUUUGUCAAAAAAAGUGACGCCAAUUACAUUGAAAUCAAAUAAAGGGGGCCUAAAAUUAGAAGGAGAAGACUUCCACGCUGAUAAUAUAAGAGAUGCCGUGUCUACAUUAUUAGAUGGUUACGAUUGGUCACUAAUGGCCAUUCAAACGCCAACUACUAGUGGCACAACUAAAAGUACGAAUACGAAUAAUUCCGCUUCAUCCAAUAACCACAAUAGCAAGAGAAAAUUGCACAUCAAAAGGCCCAUGAAUGCUUUUAUGGUGUGGGCUCAGGCUGCCCGGAAGAAGUUAGCUGAUCAAUACCCCCAUUUACACAACGCCGAGUUGAGUAAAACAUUGGGAAAACUAUGGAAAUUAUUGAACGACAAAGAAAGAAAACCAUUCGUAGAAGAAGCCGAAAGGCUUAGGAACGUUCAUAAAAAGGAACACCCAGACUACAAAUACCAACCGAGAAGAAAAAAACCCCAUCCAUCGGUGGGCAAAAAUUCCGAACAAAUUAGCGAUACAAGUACCGAGCUCAACAACGGAACAAGCAAAUCUGAAAAUUCUCUACAAUCGACUAACAAGGAGAUACGAAUGGAAAUGGAACAACCCGAAAAAGACGUUGAUGGUGAUACACGGUACAAUGAUCAAUGCCAAGGGGUAGUUGUUAGUGAGGAGUAUGUAUCAAAUUACAACAUAUACGAUUACGUAUAUAAAACGUGUCAAAAAAGAAAAAAUCGCGUUGCCAAGAUCAAGGGUCUAGGCGCGGAAAAGAAAAACAAGAAAGAAAAUACUAAGAUAAAACCGAUCCUCAAGGGCAAAAAUGUCACGAAUGGAUUAUCGAAGUCAAGUAUUCCAAAAUCUUCCACUCAAUUUCUAAGAGCUGCUUUAAAUAAUGGAUACGAAAAAUUGUCGGAGGAACAUUUCCCAAUGCUAGAUCCCAAUUUGGGUUUAUCGGAAAAUCGAUUUUUACCGACUCCGCCUAAUAGUCCCGCAAGUCAAUCCUCCUUUAACUAUGGUUUAAAUAUCCCGCAAUGUAAGAAAUUCGUUAUUCAAGAUACUCAAUGCAAUCUUAAUUCCCAAUUGGCUAAUCCAUACGAAAUAGAAAUUCUAAAUGUUGGCAAAGACGUAGAACAACACGCAUGGAAAUUCGAUCCCAAAAUGGACGGCGUUUCUAGUCCCUUUCAUUUCGACAUGGAGCCAUCUUGCCACCACAAAAUGAUAUACAAUAACCAUAACGAACUAAGACCUAACUACGAGGAGUACAAGUACGAUCAUAAUAUAGAUAACGCCGAGUUUGAUCAAUAUUUGAGCAAAAAUUUAUGGGACAGUUCGUACAUGGUAUCGCAAUCAAAAACGUUCAAUAACUUGUCUAACCUAAACUGCGGAGAACUAAGUCAUCUCGAUCAGCUUUUCACUUACAACAAUAAUAAGUUAAAAUAUUACAACAAUACUCUCAGCAUAAAUACCUAUCUAAAUACGCCAUCUAAAAAUUUUUCGAAUAAAAAUUUUACCGUUUCAGGCAUUGAAUCACAAACUUUCACGACCAUUUGUAAUAACGAAAAUAUAGCAAAUAAUAAUAUAAACUUUUUGAAUAAAAUAGGCGAUAAUUUUAAAUUAAAAAAUCAUUACUCAAAUUACCCUUUCACGUCGGUGUAUCAUAACGCGCAAGAAUCGGGCCCGUUUCCGGAUCGCAGCAGUAUAAACGCGUUCGAACUACAUAAUAAUCCAGGAGAACAAACCAGUGUGUACAUGCCUAUCGUUUAUUCAAAUUUGAUAAACACCGAAAGUUCUGAUAUGGAUCUAUCGCAAAACAAGACCUCCUACAACUAUUCAUCAAUCGCGAUACAGAAUCAGGACGAUAGCGGCUAUAAUGGUAGCUUCCAGCAAACAGAUCCUCUAAAUUUCCCUUAUGUCAAAAUGAACGACAUCGAAUACGAAGAUGUGUCUAGGCCCAGAACCAAACCUUGCGAAAAUCAGUUCUAUGCGGAUGAAAGAAUCAAUUACUGGGAUUGAAUUUUUUUAUGUGAAUUUGCUUAUAUAUAUUAAGAAAUUUUUUUUUUUAAUAUUUAAUCGACGACGCGUAAUCUGUUCUCAACAAAAUCAGCUUUCACAAUGAUCUCAGAAUUUUAUUGUAUCCAUCUGUUAAAUCAUUGUGAAAACUAGGUUUGUCAAGGA
This is a messenger RNA of Gordionus sp. m RMFG-2023, 2875 nucleotides long. RefSeq lists its product as uncharacterized. Gene Ontology annotation, molecular function: RNA polymerase II cis-regulatory region sequence-specific DNA binding; DNA-binding transcription factor activity, RNA polymerase II-specific. Gene Ontology annotation, cellular component: nucleus. NCBI's taxonomy places the organism in Eukaryota, Metazoa, Nematomorpha, Gordioida, Chordodea, Parachordodidae. The record is from RefSeq and is a predicted model, not a curated record. The transcript has 5 exons. The coding region runs from base 149 to 2713 and encodes 854 amino acids. Gene Ontology annotation, biological process: regulation of transcription by RNA polymerase II.